Perca flavescens (yellow perch) is the source of this 2088-nucleotide messenger RNA. RefSeq names its product alpha-crystallin A chain. Gene Ontology annotation, biological process: negative regulation of apoptotic process; protein refolding; response to heat. The transcript has 4 exons. Gene Ontology annotation, cellular component: nucleus; cytoplasm. Bases 568 to 1053 code for a protein of 161 amino acids. The record is from RefSeq and is a predicted model, not a curated record. Lineage: Eukaryota; Metazoa; Chordata; Actinopteri; Perciformes; Percidae.
UGUGGCCAAUCCAAAGGAUGUUUAGCUAGCUAUGUAUCAGACUUCAAUCACUGUUUUAAUCAACUCCACUGAUAAUAAUUCAGAAAACCAAAUUUAAAAAUCUGAGGCCCUGUACAGCACCCAAAGAUCCACAGCAAUUAGCUAGCUAACGUUAGCGUACGUUACGCACCUGCAGUCAAAAAGAAGCCUGUCCUGACUGUUGACUAACGUUACACAUCCUGAACUAGCUAGCUAACUAAACAAAUUGUUUAUUAGUUAGCUUUAAUUAGUUUUUAUUAGUUAAGUGUAUUAGUCAAAACAUGUUUCUUCUGGCGUAACGUUACAGCUGCCAUUGGUAUAGUUAUCCUAACUGUUUCGCUGACUUCAAAGUUUAACUAUAGCUAGUUUUGCGCAGAGUAAACAGCAUUAAGAUAACGCUACGUUGGUUCUUAAUAUCUCACCCUUUAGCAUGAGAGCCGUUGUCUUGGCUGGUCGAAGAAGCGACUCGUUUCAUUAGUGUUAUAAACGAGUUAAUGUCUCGUUCAAAGGCUGAAACAACUGGGUUUCUUUUAUCAAGUUCCCCGUAAUAUGAAGCCGUAUCCCUGGUACCGUCGGGCCUUUCCACAUCGACUUUCUGACCUCUCCUUGGCAGAACCUCUCACUGAUUGGCCACUAAUCUGGCCCUUCCCCUGGUCCUUCCCCUGGAUACGCCCUUCAUUCAUGCGCUGGUUCAACUGGCCCGACAAUGGACACAGUGAGAUGCGCAUUGAAAAGGAUCACUACAUCAUUCAUGUGGAUGUGAAGUUUUUCUCACCUGAAGAGCUGUCUGUCAAUAUCGGUGACGAGUUCAUCACAGUACAUGGCAAACAUGAGGGCAGACAGGAUGACCAUGGCUUUGUGUCAAGAGAGUUUCUGAGGAAAUACAGGCUUCCUGCUGGAGUGUCAAGUGCUGAUGUCAACGCCUGUCUGUCAUUUGAUGGUAUCCUUACAAUCACUGCACCUCGGUCAUCUUCCGGCUCAGAGCGCCCUAUUCCUGUUUCCUGUGAAGAUGGAACAGCAAAACAGAAAAUGUAGAGCAGAGUCUGAUGCUCUUCACACUGUUUCACUACUAAUCCUAAAUGCUGCCUGUUUUUAUUUUUAACCUGUUAACAGUUUUGUUGGCAGUAGGCAGGGCAUAAAGGUCUAGAUGUCUAUAAGUGCCUCCUAACACACCAGUAUCUAAUUCCUAACUCACUGUUAUUCCCAAGUAUCUGCAAGACAAUGGUGCUUUGAAAUUAAAGGCUAAUCGUGGAGCUUAUGUAACGACAAAGUGUUGUAUAGACACAGUAGGGUGAGGUGCAGGAUAAUGAACUUCUGAGAGUUAAUUUCCCUAUCACAAGCCUACAGAACUCCUACAUCCCGACUAAAAAUAUUCACACCUCUGUGUAUGUAAAUGACACAUUAAGGGCAUGUAAUCAUUUUUUUGAAAGGCAUUCCCCGAAUGUUAUAUAAGGUCUUUACUGGCCCUGCAGUUUAGUGACAAAAUUGUAAGCAUUUGUUAUUUGAACUCAAACUAAAUUGCAGCACUUAUUAGUUUUACAGGGAAAUGCUAAAAUGUCAAUUUAAGGGGGUGGAAAUGUAAAGACUAUCUAAAAAUUGUCCACUGAAGAUGGUAACAGACUAAAAUUGUUAAGCUUAAUUGCAUCUACAGUACACGGUACUGUCUGAGGGUGUAUGAGUAAGAUGCCAACUGUGCUUUGUUUAUUCUUUUAGAAUAGUGUUGGUUUCAGUAUGUGUGAGGAGGAGGGAGUUCUCUGGAGGCAUAUGCAGUCAUUUUUUAGAUUGUUCACUAAAAAAAAGCCACCAAAGGACUUGGGACCAGCUGUGUGUGAAGAAGGAGGGUGAAUGAGCCGUAGGGAUGUAGUGGAUGAGGGAGGAACUGAUGUUUAUCACUGGGCUCCUUUUCCACUGGGGAGCAUGGCCUCUGAGCUGCUAAGGAAAGUGUGUGUGUGAAGGUAUGUGAGAGUGAAUGCAUAAUGUGCUUGUAGAUGCAAGAGUUACAGCUUUAUCAUUCCUUCACAUUGGCAAAAACCCUCUGGCAUAUUAACACAGAAAACAACAAAUAGAAUA